GCGACGCUGUCGCCAAUGCGCAAGGCAUCAUCGAUUGGUUUGGAAUACCAUCAUCCCAGUGGUUCUCAGACCCUCUGGGUCUUAGAACUUUACACCAUGAUGUGGAUCAACACUUUUCUUCUGUGCAUCGCAUGUGCUUGGGCAUAUGUCGAAAAAGGCGAUAUUUUACCCGAAAUUUUCCUGGAACAACUAGCUGACAGAAUUCAGAGAGAAAACGACUUGAGCUACCUGGAUAUCGACAAUUCAAACCCUCUCGGAUCAAGAUCUCUGGAAGAAGAACGCUUCGAUCCUUUGGAUUACGAUUUGGGGGACGCCCCACUUCAUCCAAGUAUCAGGGAUCAGGAGUACUUGAAACAUAGUAGUCUCUGGAGCUCGAAGUAUUCUGGAGGUCAAUCCGCUGGGGGGAUGGAUCAACAACCGCAUUCUGCUACACUAGGCAUCACAACCAAGGCCAAAAACACCCUGCCUGCUUAUUGCAACCCUCCUAACCCUUGUCCAGUUGGAUUUGGCGCUGAGGAAGGUUGCUUAGAAGACUUUGAAAAUACAGCCGCUUUCAGUAGACGGUUCCAGGAUGCUCAGGACUGUAUGUGCGACGCAGAGCACAUGUUUGAUUGUCCUUCGAACAGGGAUCCUUUUCUCGACAACUCUAUGGAUGGAUUUAACGGUUUUGAAUUCAACAGUUUUGUACAGCAGCAACUUCAGGACAAUUCAAUGAACCCUUUCCUCUUCGGAGAACGACUUCCUGUUGCUGCUAAAAAAGGCAACCGUGUACUGUAAUCUGAUAUAUAAAAUAAUGUAGUUAUAGUUUUAUUCAGAGGAAUAUAAUAAAUAUGAUUAUAUCUGGCAACGACCUGGCAAUGAAAAAGGACCACGAGCAUAUUAUAUUACCCUAUUUAUAUAAUCCAUACAUUCAACGAAAAUUUCGAGUGAGGAUUAUAAAGAAUACAUUAUAUAGCUUUAAGUGUUUAUUACUAGCAAUUUUAAGAAAAAGGCCCCAUAAUUAAGGAAAGAUGCUCAGUAUUCUCUUACAAAAUGGAGCUACUACUGAAAAUAGCCAAUGGCGACAAAUUUAGAUAUAAUUGGGAUCCACAUUCCGCAUGAAGAUACAUCUUGCAUGCACUCUACUCCAACGAGUCUCUUCAGGUGGAAUCUUUGGUCAAAACCUAUCUAUUAAGACACCGGGGUAUUUUGAGAAUAAGCGACGGCCCUAUUGGUCUUUAUUAGUUGAGCCACGCUGAAUUUGUGACUUCGAAUAUCGUUUGAAGCCAGGGAUUGAUCCUGCCCAUCUGAAGAAAACCAGUUCGGGAAUUUACAAAAUACCUCCUAUACUGCUAGGUCAGUAAAUAAGAAUUAAGAUCAAUGUGUAUUAAUGUCCCCAAGUGUAAGAACAUGUAAUCUUACAUAUAUGAUUUCUGCAAAGUCUUAUUACUCUCUUAUAUGGAUAAAACAUUCAAAUGAAGUGCCAGACCAUCGUGGUAUAUUGAUAUGAACAAUCUAUAUGUAUAGGUGUUUAAUACUAAUAAGUGUUUAAUAUUAUUACUUAAUCAUUUAUUGUUAACUGCUUCAAAGUCUAUCUAGAAAAGCAAACAGUUUUUCUCUCUGAUCUACUCUUAGUUCGAUGUCUAAUAAAAUGUAUUCCUUGAUGUGUAA
Messenger RNA from Harmonia axyridis, 1650 nucleotides. RefSeq lists its product as uncharacterized. Bases 16 to 777 code for a protein of 253 amino acids. The record is from RefSeq and is a predicted model, not a curated record. Gene Ontology annotation, cellular component: secretory granule. Gene Ontology annotation, molecular function: enzyme regulator activity. NCBI's taxonomy places the organism in Eukaryota, Metazoa, Arthropoda, Insecta, Coleoptera, Coccinellidae. The transcript is spliced from 5 exons. Gene Ontology annotation, biological process: regulation of hormone secretion; neuropeptide signaling pathway.